Magallana angulata is the source of this 1905-nucleotide messenger RNA. Its product is annotated as rhodopsin, G0-coupled-like. Gene Ontology annotation, molecular function: G protein-coupled receptor activity. The record is from RefSeq and is a predicted model, not a curated record. The transcript is spliced from 5 exons. Gene Ontology annotation, cellular component: membrane. Lineage: Eukaryota; Metazoa; Mollusca; Bivalvia; Ostreida; Ostreidae. The coding region runs from base 63 to 1193 and encodes 376 amino acids. Gene Ontology annotation, biological process: G protein-coupled receptor signaling pathway.
UGGUCUGAAACCCAGAUUUACAGUGCCACAGCACGAGGUUGCGCGCUCACUCUGUGUGAACCAUGGAGACGUUUGGUAACUCUACCGAGAUGCUGGCCCAGGAGAAAUUGAGCGCCGCCAGUUAUAUCUCUAUCGGGGUCUACAUGAUUGUUCUGACUUUGACGGCGAUACUGGGGAACUGUCUGGUUCUAUUUGUGUACUGGAAGAGGAGUCUGUACAAGAGACCCGUUAAUUGGUUCAUUUUGAACAUUUCGGUGGCGGAUCUAUGCGUCGCUCUGUUCGCCCACCCCCUGUCUGCUUCCGCUUCCUUUAAUCGAAGCUGGAAUCUAGAUGGUGUCGGGUGCCAGAUGUACGGGUUUUUCUGUUACAUCUUUGCUUGUAACAACAUUAUGACGUAUGCUGCCAUUAGCUACUUCCGCUAUCAAAUCGUAUGUGAGAACAAUUAUGUUGCUAGGAUACAGCGAGGGCGAAUCUUGUCCGUUUUGAUCAGUAUCUGGAUGUUUAGUUUGUUUUGGACCGUCUCCCCUUUGGUCGGAUGGAACGGCUAUGAGUUGGAGCCCUACAGGCUGACCUGUAGUAUCCGGUGGUAUGGUCACGUGGACAGUGACAGGGCCUACAUAUGCCUGGUCCUGCUCUGUGUGUACGUGUUUCCGCUCUCUGUCAUGAUCUUUUCCUACAUUCAGAUCGCCAGACAUGCCCGCCGCCUGUCCUGCACCUAUCCUUCUAGCAAUGAAGGUGGGAAUAAAGCCAAAUUUCUGUAUAACUUGGAAAGAGGGGCAACAAAGAUUUCGUUGCUGAUGACACUGUCUUUUGUGUUCACAUGGACUCCAUACGCCUUCAUGUCUACAGUGGCUGCGUCAGGGGUCACCAUUAAUUCCCCCGUUGUUCUGUUGCCGACACUUUUCGCCAAAUCAUCCUGUGCUUACAACCCAUUCGUGUUUUUCUUCAGUCAUAGCGCAUUUAAAUCCUACCACUUUGGAUUUUCCUCUUGUAUAAAGACCCCAGAAACACAAGAACAUCCUGGAGUGUACGUCAGCAAUGUCAGGUUCCGGAAUCGGGUGGGACCUUCCGGUGCCACCCACGCCACCAGCAGGGCGGGUAUACGUUCCUCCACGGAAGCCAUACCAAACGGUGACCAUUCCAAAGUAAUCCAACUAUCUGUUCAUCCCGUACAGCAAAGCAAUGUCCUAUGAUAUCUGUUGUAAUCAGCGUCAGGUGAUGGACAACUGCUAAAGCGCCGUCUGUGACACAACGCCAUACUGUAUUGGAUGUUUCUGUAUCUUUUGGCGCCCCCUGCUGAGCUUCAAACGUUCAAUGUGGCUAAAGGUCGUGAAGUUCCAAAUCGAAUGUAAUUAUCUUCAUAUCGACCCUGAAAGAACGGAUUAAAACAGCCUAAAACUGAGAAGAUAUGUGAAUCCCGAAAGUGAGGAUAACACCGAAGCUCCAAAAUCAGUGAACUGUGACAUGUGCUAUGUGCCAUGUGACAAUAACAAAUUAUUGUUGUAGCAAUUUUAACCAAAUUAGUAUUGAAUAAAAUAUUAACUUGCAGUGCAGAAACGGGUGCUUAAGUGGCGAUUUUUGUCCACAGAAAAAAAGUUGUAUUUAUGUACAGAGGAUUCAUUUGUUAUGGUUUAUUAAACGAAUCAUUAUGGGUCUAAAUUUGGGUACAGCUAUCUAAGGAUCUUAUAAAAAUGAUUCUGAAGUGGAUUUUUUUUAAACCAUUCUGAUAUAUGACAAUCCUUAAAGGAAGCCUCUAUGAUUAUAUUAGCACAUCAUUCAGAUUCGGUCAGAUGUAGUUCAUUUCAUAUAAAGCCUUCAAUUAUCGCUCUAUAUUUACAUUUUCCAGUGUCUUUGUCUGUAAUUAUACUACAAAUCGAUUUUGUAAUUAAUACUCCAAAACAUUUC